Molecule: messenger RNA, 3588 nt
Organism: Betta splendens (Siamese fighting fish)
Lineage: Eukaryota; Metazoa; Chordata; Actinopteri; Anabantiformes; Osphronemidae
Exons: 3
Coding region: 449-1066 (205 amino acids)
Source: RefSeq, a predicted model, not a curated record
CUCCUUCCUCUCCUCCACUGAAGCAGCAGCGUCGGACUGGGUCGCGUCGACGGAGCUCAUCUCCAGACGCUUCAUCGCAUCUUUCACAGGGUGUUUGACCUUUUCUGCACGUGAAAAUGUCACAGGAAACGUUGAUUGUCCUCUUAGUGCCGUUUUCACCUCUUUGCUCGGAUUCUAAAACUCUUUGAGGACUUUGCCGGUCGGACGUUGGAUGGAUUUUUUCUGUGCGUUGAAGUAGGUUAGUGGACGAAUCUGUGUGCGUGUCCGUGGGUCUGUGUGCGAGGGAAGGCGAGGCUGUGUUUGACCCGAUGAACCCGGAACCAACACCGGCGAAAGAGAGAGCGACGAGCGAGUAGAGGUCGGCGGUGCGCGGCUCCCCGCUGCUGGACGUCCAUGUCUGCGCUCCCGACCGGCACCGAGGUUUCUACUACCUGUGGCAAAACACACAAUGCCUGAAGGGUCACGGCGUGGCAGCCAGAGAUCGCAGAGUACCACAGCUGCCAAACGUCCCUCCUCACUCUCGUCUCUGAGUGGGAUUGUGGGUAGGAUGAUGUCAUCCGGCGAGCGUGGAGCCUCGUCCUCCUGCACCUCGGUCAACACCGUGUGCUCGGACAGUGAGCGUCCCACCUCGCUGUCUUCCUCCGCUUCCUCUGUCUCGCUGCAGGACGCCUCCCACUCCUCUUCCUCAUCCUCCUCCUCUUCCUCCCUCCCUUACGGCGCCGUGCCUGCCUACAACGCCUCAUCGUUGUCCUCCACACCAAAGAGGAACGGCUCAGACAUCAGUCUGGACCUCACGCCCCUCGUCACACCAGGUGUUGCCAAGGUAACAGGAAGAGCACAAGCACCGACUGAACAUGUGGCCAAGCAGGUGGCGCCAACGUCUGUGGCCACGCCCAGACAGCUUUCACGGCUGGAGCGGGUGGUGAUGGAGAUUGUAGAGACUGAACAAGCCUACGUCAGAGAUCUGAAGAGCAUCGUGGAGGUAAGUGCCAAACUGAUCUCAUCUAUUACGAAGAUGUUAAAACACUUACAGUCUGCAAAUUCACAACAAAGUCACGGAGUGUGAGGUCACCUGUGAUGUGAGGCGUUCAGGGACAGCUAGUGAGUCAAAAACCAUCCUUAUUGUGUUUUCAACUGAUACUUGUUUCCUGAGCUCAUUUUUAUAAAUAAUAUCAGACCCAUGAGCUGAAACCCUGAACACACGUGUUGUGGGCCAACGCUGAGGCUCAGCCAGCGUCGCUGCGACUGUGACACGUUCGGAAGUGUUAAGUGAAGCAGCUGUGUGUGUUAGGGAGGAGCCGACUGAAACCUAGAUUUACGGGCCAGGUGUGAAUGCCCGUGGGUGAGUGUACCUGCAGCUGGCCCCACACCCACACGUCACACCUCCACCCACUGUUGCACCAUAGCUGCACCCACAGGAUCCUGGAAAUGUUGGCUACACAUGAAAACAUCCAAGGACCAGAAGCAGCUUUAUAGAAAAGUCAGCACUGGUUUAAACAACAAAGCCCUUAGUGAAUGACAGCAUGGACCGUCUGGUUGAUUUAGUUCUCAUAAUGUUACAGCUGUGAUGUGCAGAUGCUCAGCAGACGGAGCUAAGAACCUGUUUUCCUCCUGUUUGUUUGUGCACAUUCUAAUCAGCAGCUUCUGGACUGAGUGGAUGCUACUAGCAUUUAGCUUCUACUGGCACAGGAUCGGUGGAUCUGUGUCUGGGAAUGCCCGAGGUUCUGACUAGGCAUUAGCUUAGUUAAAGGGGGUUUUCAGCAAGAAACUAGAAAAUGUGGAGAGGGUUAGAUUUUGCUGAUGUUGCAGUUUGACUGUGUGAAUAUCGUCUGUCAUUGGUCCAGGUGCAGCCAGGAUCAGAGCCCAUCUGUCUGACUGAGUGUGAAACAUGCUUUUGAAGUAAAACACAGAAUUUACUGCUGCUUUUAUCCUCUGCCAUCACACACACACACACACACACACACACACACACACACACACACACACACACACACACACACACACACACACAGACACACACACACACACACACACACACACACACACAUAGACACGCACAGACACAUAGACAGACGCACACACACACAUAGACACACAGACACACACACACACAUAGACACACACAUAGACACGCACACACACACAGACAAACACACAUACACGCACACACACACGCCGGUCGUCAGCUGUCUGUCCAUUUUUUUCCUUCUUCAGCUUUUUCAGAUCUGUCAUCACCACCUCUUUUGUCUUUGUAAGUCAUUUUCUCUUAGUUCUUCUUCGUUGAUAAACCUUAUUGCUCUGUUGUUGUGCAUUUAUUUGACAUUCACAGGAUUCAUGUAUGUGUGUAUGUGUGUGAGUGAGUGAGUGAGUGAGUGAGUGAGUGAGUGAGUGAGUGAGUGAGUGAGUGAGUGAGUGAGUGAGUGAGUGAGUGAGUGAGUGAGUGAGUGAGUGAGUGAGUGAGUGUGUCUGUAAACAACCAACAACCACUGAAGCAGUCAGAUGACACCUUCAGGAUUUAUCCAGGAGUUUGCUGUUUAUGCUCCACUUCCUGUCACUCUGAGUCUGUGUUGCAUUGUGGGUAAACUUCCUUCAGCGCCACAGUCAAACAUGGGUCGAUAUCCACAAAUACUCUUUUUAGCUUCAGUUAUUUUAAAAAAGCAUCUGAGUUGCUCCCUCCUCGUCGGUGAGUGUGAGUCUCUGUUCUGCUGCUGUGUUUGAGGUUUCACUGGGUCUGUUUCUCAUUGAGGCGCCAUGAUGUCAUGCUCCCUGGGAAUCUGAACCUACGACCAUAACAGGCCGUGUGUGUGUGUGUGUGUGUGUGUGUGUGUGUGUGUGUGUGUGUGUGUGUGUGUGUGUGUGUGUGUGUGUGUGUGUGUGUGUGUGUGUGUAUCUGUGUGUGUGUGUGUGUGUGUGUGUGUGUGUGUGUGUGUGUGUGUGUGUGUGUGACCGACUUACAGACUCAUUUCUCUACAAACCUUCUCAUAACAAUAGGAGUGAGGCUCGUCUGGCAGCAGCCUGAGCUCAGUCCACCUGGUUCGACUCUUUUUCUUCAUUUGUAUCAAUUAAACCUGUUUUCAGCGACAGAUUUCUGGGAAACUGCUAAAGUAAGUUGUAAACAAGGUGAAUGAUUUCAGGGAUGCGAGAGAGAACAUGAGGGUUUGUGCCAAGUGGGACAGGAAACCGAGGGGGAGAGAGGGGAGAUACAAGACAGAGAGAAGAAGGAGGAGGAGGAGGAGGGUUAGGAGAGCAUGGGAGGGAAAAGAGGAGGGAGAAAGCAAAAGACAAGGAGGCCACAGAAAGGUUGGAAGGAAGAGAGGAGGGAGGGAGGGACGGAACGAAGGAAGGAAGGAAGGAUGGAAGAAAGGAGGGAGGGAGGGACGGAACGAAGGAAGGAAGGAUGGAAGAAAGGAGGGAGGGAGGGACGGAACGAAGGAAGGAAGGAAGGAUGGAAGAAAGGAGGGAGGGAGGGACGGAACGAAGGAAGGAAGGAAGGAUGGAAGAAAGGAGGGAGGGAGGGACGGAACGAAGGAAGGAAGGAUGGAAGAAAGGAGGGAGGGAGGGACGGAACAAAGGAAGGAAGGAAGGAUG